Helianthus annuus (common sunflower) is the source of this 1994-nucleotide messenger RNA. RefSeq lists its product as uncharacterized. The coding region runs from base 1299 to 1733 and encodes 144 amino acids. Lineage: Eukaryota; Viridiplantae; Streptophyta; Magnoliopsida; Asterales; Asteraceae. The transcript is spliced from 3 exons. The record is from RefSeq and is a predicted model, not a curated record.
AGAUUGAUUAAUAAAAUAGACUAAAAAAUAACUUUGGGUUCAGCUUCAGUUGGGAACAAUAACUAAACCAAUCGAACCAUACACACACUGAUAGUGUUUAUAUUCUCGUCGCGUUGGAUAUACACUCUUCUAGUGCAAUAAUAAUAAGGGUACAGGGUAUAGUCUUUAGUGAGUCAUGCGGGGAGGGGUAGUCACCGCUCGGUGACCAUACCCUGGUGUUGAUCUAUUUCGGUGAGUAGGAGAGAAGUGACCAAAAUCGGUGUGUAGUCACCGAAUGUGAUUGAGAGAGAGUGAUUGAGAAAAUGGCGGGUCCCAACCCCUUUUAACCAAUCACAAUUUUUUUAUUUUUUAACCUACUCAAACACCCUAGGGUGAUUGACUAUACCCCCUGAUUGAGCGCAAAAUAGGAAGUGGAAUGGGGAGUUGAUAUGGCAUAAUAUUAUUGGGUAGGUUUUCACUCAAACACCCUAGGGUGAUUGACUAUACCCUCCACCCUAAGCCACAAUCAUGGAGAUUGCCACAUAAAUGUUUAGUUAAUGCUAACCUACUCAUCAUAUAUAAACCCAUGAAUGUUAAAGAUAUAAUUUACCUUUAGGGGGGACAGGGCGCCCCGUUGUCGGCUAUCCACCACCCUGGAUCACCGUGGAACACCGCCGCCGGUGGUUGUUUUCACGCGUGAAUCCGACAACGCGUGGCCACUAUCACGCGUGAAGAUGUGAGGGAAAUUGUUGGGUGUGGUGAGUGGAGGGCAUUUCCACUAAAAUCCAUCACUAGUGAUAGAAUAAUGUUUGAUGAUAUGACGGAACUUGAUUGAAUGUUGUGAGUGAUGAGUGUGUGGUGAGUCAUGGGGCGCCCCUAUCCAUUGUAGUUUAUGAAGCAUUCUUUACAUUUGAUUUAUAUUCAACAGCUUCAUACGCCAUUGAUGCAUACCAAAUCAAGUUGCAGGUUUUGAGCGAGACAUGUAUGAAGAAGAAUUCAAUAUCAGUUUGCUUUCCCGAAUUCCCAACAAUUUCUCUCUCUUUCUUCGUCAAUCACAUCACCGUCGGAAUCUUCAUUCUCUUAUUUUACUCCAAAUUCUAUACCACCGACGACGGCCUCCUUUAAUUCACUCUGCCCCUACAUCAUUUCACAAAUCCGUCAUCGUCUGUACGUAUCCUUGACAAUAUUCGAUAAUCUGUCACAAAUCAAGUACGUUAUUGCUAUCGUCAUCUCUGUACGUAUCCUUGAAACUCGAUACUCUUCCUUAUAAAAACAAACAGAUACUACUGAUCUUCGAAUCGGAAAAUAAUCGGUUAGCGAUGGGGAACUGUCAUACGGCGGAGGCUACGGCGGUGGUGGUGGUAGUGCAUCCAGGAUAUAAAGUGGAGACGAUUUACCGGUCGGUUACUGCUCGUGACGUCAUGAAUUCAAAUUCCGGUCACUACGUCGGGCAACUGGUUAAGUCACCGGUGAAGUAUGUGAAGCUUCUCCGGCCAAAUGAUACCUUGCUUGUUGGCCAAGUUUACCGACUUAUCAGCUACGAAGAUGUGUUGAAAGAGUUUGCUGCGAAGAAGUGUGUGAAGCUUGGGAAGUUGUUAAUGGAAAGAGGUGUGAUUGCUCCGGUGCCGGUACCAAAUAUCACUUCCGGCAAGAAUGUCAGCAGAAGAGAGAAUGGUGGCAGGAAAGUACAUGAAAGUCACGGUGGCGGACAAUGGAAACCAGCCUUAAAGACUAUUUCAGAGAUUGGAAAUUGAGUCAUCCGUCAAUAAAACUUUAAACACAUUUCUCUUUUUACCAAUUAGUUUCUUUACCUUUUUGCAAAAUUCAGCCACAAGUUUGAGCUUCGCGUAAAUUUAGCUCAAACUCGUUUAACAUUGCUUAAGCCUUAAGCUCGGCUAUUUAGCUUAACAGAGCUCGAGCUCGGUUUUCAUGAUGAUUUCAUGGCUGAGUGAAUUCAAACGUACAAACAGAAAGAAAAACCAAACCAAGCGAUUAACGAGUAAAACAAUUUACAA